CAUUUUCGUGUUACUAUAUUUUAGCCCCUGGCUGCCCUCCAGGCAUGGUGAGAUUCAAUAACAAUACAGCUACCUUUUACUGGAGUGAACCAAGUUGUGAAUGUAAGAAUGGAAGGAUUACUGAAUACAGAUAUCUCCUAAGUCCUGUGACUUCCAAAUGUCAACAAGAAAGUCUGGUAUCAAAGGAAGGGAAUGUCUCUGAUACAUAUGUGGCAGUCACUGGUUUAUUGCCUUUUACAACUUAUAGUUUUAGAGUGAGAGCAGUCACUGUAGAUGCUGGGCCUUGGAGUACUGAACUGGAAAUUACAACUGAAGGUGUGGAGCCCAGUGAAGUCCCUGUCUUGACCACCCAGCAAUUAAAUGACCAGGGGUUAACAAAGUUCAUGUGCUCUGGUCAGCUUGGACAUCCAGCCAAGGGGAUCACAUGGUACCAGACUCUGAACGGUCAGCAACAAAAUAGGACCUCAGAGGCACAGUCAAGUAACCCUGUCCUGAAUAGUGAUAGUUGCACAUAUAAUGGACAGAGUGAGCUAAGAGUAGAUAUCUCGGCCUCUGAUGACGGCGCACAGUUUACAUGUAUGAUUGGACAGAAGUCAGCCAGUGUGUCACUAACUGCUGCCAGCUACCCUAAGAUCACCUAUACCCCCAUAGGUGCUCUCUCCAUCAUAGACUCAGCAAUGGACAGUGUGGAGUUUGUCAAAGGUUCAGUCGUCACUCUCAUUUGCUCAGCCACUGGUUACCCUCAACCAAGCUUCAAAUGGUUUUAUUGGGAAGAGCUUUCCAACACCACAGAAGUACUAAAUGGACACCAUGAUAACCCCUCAGUGCUUUAUCUAGGUCACAUUCAGAAACCUGGAUACUAUGAGUGUCAGGCCAGUAACAUUUUGAACCAGUUAAAUGAUCCACCAAGCAAGGUCUUGAGAAUUACACUAUCAGAAAAAAGUGAGCCAGCUACUGGGACCACAGUGGGGGCCCAGGGUCUAUCUGUAGAGGCCAUAGGGUGGAUAAUAGGGGCCAUCCUGGGGGCCAUUGUGAUUAUUGUCUUGGCUUGUGUCACCUACACUUACUGUGUCAAGAAGAAACAGAAAACAAGAGUUGGCGAAAAAGUGUCGCAAGAAAACAACGCAGAGGAUGAAGUUGAAGACAGUGAGCUUCAGAGUUUUCUGAGUGGAGAGAUAAGUCGUAAUGAGGAGGCAUACGAGAGGCCUGUCAACACCAACCUUAGCACAGAGCAACAAAAGUUUAAGCCGAUGGAAGAGCCACUGUAUGCAGAGAUUCUGGAGAGAGAUGUGGAGAUAAGAAGACAGAAUAUCAAGUUGAUGGAAAAGAUAGGAAGCGGGGCUUUUAGCCAAGUCUUUAGGGGCAGCAUUUUCAAUCUAGAUGGAAAAUACAAUUGGAGCAUUGCUGCUGUUAAAACUGCAAAGGAUACAAGUGACACAUCCCUCUGCAGUGAGAUGAUGAAAGAACUGAAAGUGAUGUUGAAAAUCCAAACUCACCCAAACGUGGUUGAGCUUUUAGGAUCCUGCACUCGAGAUGAUGCUGUGCCAUUGAUUAUUGUCGAGUACCUUCCAAAUGGAAAUCUCCAGGACUACCUACGAAAUGACCGUUCAAAACGGGAAGUGCGGUAUGGGAAUUUACAUGGGAUCAGCUCCUCCUUGACACCACAUGAUCUGAUAAAGUUUGCAUUAGAUGUGGCUAAUGGAAUGUCAUAUCUUUCAUCAAUGGCGAUUCUCCACCGAGACCUUGCUACACGAAACAUUUUGGUAGCUGAAGAUAGGACCUGCAAGAUUUCGGACUUUGGCUUUGCAAAGGAUGUCAUCAAAACCCACACUUACGAAAAACAAUCGCAGGGACGCUUGCCAAUUCGCUGGAUGUCCUCAGAAGCUCUAUUUGACAACAUAUUUACCACACAGUCUGAUGUCUGGGCGUAUGGCGUCUUGCUCUGGGAGAUUGUCACACUGGGUUCCAGUCCCUAUCCUGGUAUGUCAGCCAAGCAGGUGAUGGAAGCUAUAACUGAAGGAUACCGGAUGCCACAACCACCACACUGUUCACUGGGCAUGUACAUCAUCAUGUCGUCCUGCUGGGAAGAGGUCCCAAGUGCACGUUCAACAUUUAAAGACAUCGUUAAUUCCUUGGAUGUCCUCCUGGCCUCAGACAGCGAUGUUCUUACUCUGGGAAAGUUUGAGGAAAAACUGUACGAGGACAUCGACAAGUACAAUGCGGAAGAAAAAUGUUGAAGAAUAUUUCAAAUACAUGUGGUCUCAUUCGGUCAUCAGUAGACAUUGUAGCUUUGCCCAAUAUCAUGAGUAUACCCUCUAUACCAGGGUGGCAGAUUAUAUAAAGAAAAACGGGAAAAUCCACACAGAGCCAAAUGACUGUCUGUUUAUCUCGAAACAUGUGUGAAAAAUCAAUCUGUUGCCCUGGUCGAGGUAUACUCAGUAUCAUAUGAGAUACAUGUAUAUCAGAGUGAAUAUAUACUCAUAUUUGAAAGCAAAAUAUUCAGUCUGCCAAAACGAGUUUAAAAUGUCCACUCAAGGGCGGGAGUAGCGCUGUUAUUUGUGACACAUAGCAACCAAAUAGCAGUUUUAUUUUUAGCAAGGAGCGUUAAAAGAGAGUAUUCAGAACAGCGAACUAACAGAUCCACAGAUCAAAUAUGGCCGACCCACUUGCAUGCUUGUUAAUUGAGUAAUUUCUGAGGGGAAUCUAUCCAGUGUCUAAUCGUGAAUUAAGAGGCAAGUUUUUAAGCUGGUGGCCAUAUUUGAUCCAGGGGUCAAUCAGUCCAGUGUUCUGAAUGCACUCAUAAAAACCAUUUUGACUGUCAAAAGUUCCAUGCAUGGUACUUAUUUUUCAAGAUAAUUUCCUAUGAAGUGUUGGCUAUUCACUGACCAUGGGAGUUGGCUCAGACUGACCCAAAGGACCCCUUUAAAUCUUCUCAUUAUAGAGAGCAUGCAUGCUUUGGAUUGCAAAGUGACUGUACUGUCUGGUAAUUAGCACAAUCUAUUGGAAAUGGUAUAUAGAUCGAUCUAUAUAUAUACCCUCUACCAGGGCAACAGAUUGAUUUUCCACAGAUAUUCACAGGUAUGUCUCUAUAUAAAUAGACAAAUGUAUACAGUCAUUUUGGUCUGAUAUGUCACCCUGUAAUGGAAUCUCAAGGCUGAUUGCAUGGCUGGUAAUUGUUUGCAUA
Molecule: messenger RNA, 3184 nt
Organism: Lingula anatina
Lineage: Eukaryota; Metazoa; Brachiopoda; Lingulata; Lingulida; Lingulidae
Biological process (GO): multicellular organism development; positive regulation of kinase activity; protein phosphorylation
Cellular component (GO): signaling receptor complex; plasma membrane
Molecular function (GO): ATP binding; protein binding; transmembrane receptor protein tyrosine kinase activity
Source: RefSeq, a predicted model, not a curated record